Messenger RNA from Peromyscus maniculatus bairdii (prairie deer mouse), 4262 nucleotides. RefSeq names its product ras homolog family member Q (gene Rhoq). Gene Ontology annotation, molecular function: GTP binding; GTPase activity. NCBI's taxonomy places the organism in Eukaryota, Metazoa, Chordata, Mammalia, Rodentia, Cricetidae. The record is from RefSeq and is a predicted model, not a curated record. Gene Ontology annotation, biological process: small GTPase-mediated signal transduction.
GGGGGCUCCGGGGGGACCAUGCCCCGAGGCCGGCCGACCGCAGCAUGGCUCACGGGCCCGGCGCGCUGAUGCUCAAGUGCGUGGUGGUCGGCGACGGGGCGGUGGGCAAGACGUGCCUGCUCAUGAGCUAUGCCAACGACGCCUUCCCCGAGGAGUACGUGCCCACUGUCUUCGACCACUACGCAGUCAGCGUCACCGUGGGGGGCAAGCAGUACCUCCUGGGACUCUAUGACACAGCUGGACAGGAAGACUAUGAUCGUCUGAGGCCUUUAUCUUACCCCAUGACUGACGUCUUCCUCAUAUGCUUCUCUGUGGUAAAUCCAGCCUCAUUUCAAAACGUGAAAGAGGAGUGGGUCCCGGAACUGAAGGAAUAUGCACCAAAUGUCCCCUUCCUAUUAAUAGGAACUCAGAUUGAUCUCCGAGAUGACCCCAAAACUCUAGCAAGACUGAAUGACAUGAAGGAAAAACCUGUCUGUGUGGAACAAGGGCAGAAGCUAGCAAAAGAGAUAGGCGCAUGCUGCUAUGUGGAAUGUUCAGCUUUGACCCAGAAGGGUUUGAAGACUGUUUUUGACGAGGCUAUCAUAGCCAUUUUAACUCCAAAGAAACACGCAGUUAAAAAAAGAAUAGGAUCGAGAUGUAUAAACUGUUGCUUGAUUACGUGAGGAAAGUCUGUAGUGGCCAAGGAAACUGUCCAUUUCUCCCAGAAAGCAUUGGAAAUGCUACAGCAAUGUCCUGACCUCUUACAAUGAAGCAGUUUAACCUGAGCGGGGAGGGAACCUGUCCUCAGCAUCCUCCAGAGUUCACUGAGAAUGUUUCUUAAAGGUCUAAGCGGCAGCAAACAGCAUCUGAAGCCACAAUCUACUCUAAAUACUUUAUUUCAACUAGAAGGUACAAUCUCUCAGGGGUUUCAUAGUUAAAAAGCUACAAUCACAUCAUGUUGAAACGACAUUGAAAAAACAACAGUGCUGUAAAUGGAACUGCUUGGCUUUGACCAGACACAUUUCUGCACAGCCCUUAUGGAAUCUGCACAAAGAAAUAUCUCCUCCCCUUUCUCCUCUUAAUUGUUCUUGUAUGUAAGUUGCUUUCUAUUCCAGUAUAUCCAGAGUGGUGAGCUCACGAGGCCAGCCACGUAGCCAAAGGUCGCUCCAAGUGUACAGGAGAUGGGCCACACCUGAGGGAAGAAUUAUGAGAUCAAAACCAACCAAUGUUUCAUUGUUCCUUGAGCACAAAUUAAGUGUAACAUAAACAUUUCUAUAGUGAAGCUUAAUGUGCUUUCUUAAAGAAUGCCAAAAGUUUAGUAGAUCAUAACUGCAUUUACCAUGAACACUAAAAAUGUACACAUUUUAGUUAAUGUGCACUAAAAGGUAACAAGGCUUCUGGCAACUGUAGAUUUAGUUUGAUGUUCCCCAAACUGCAUGAAAUACAUGCUAAAGUACAAAUUUAAAAGUUAGGCCAUAGUUUGCCAUAAUCCUGAACUCAGUUUAGCUUUCUGAAUGAGUUGGUCAUUUUUCUAAUUCCCACUUUGGCUGUGUACAUCAAAUGAAACAAGAAGUGAGUAGACUGACUGAACCUUGGGAACUUUUCAAUUGUGUCAGAGGAAAGACACAGAAUCUAAGCAUGUUACGUGCAAUGUGUGGGUACUCUGCUUCCAUGAGCUGCAGGUACUGCAGCCGCAGAGGGUGCAGCCCACAGCUUAUGCACACACCUAGAGUGUAGGGCAAGCAGAACACUACAGGCUUCCCGAGAUGGUUUCCCCAGUCAUGCUUCACUUCAUUAAACCAGAACUAAAUAAUGGUGAUUUAUUUUAUGCCACAGACAGGGUAUGUGGGUCCCAAAGUAAAAAGCCCUGUGUAAAAAAAACCUUGGAAGCAAACUUUCUUGUUUCUUUUGUAAAGCUUAUUUGGUGUACUAGAGCCAUCUCUAACCCUUCUCUGAGGACUAGGCCACCAGAGUGUACUGGAGGCAAACCACCUUGAUAACCGGCCGGUACCAUGUGGCUUUCUUCCUCAGUCUGCUGUGGAUCUGCCUUAUUCUAAACGCCAUGCAACAGACAGUCGUGGUAGGCAAAGCUUCCAUGCGAACCACUCACGCAGUUGGGAAGCAUAAUUAACCCAUAGAGCGUUGCUGGCCUUUCUUAGGUUCCAAUUUGCUGUUGCUUCAACUACGACUUCCUUGUCUUGAGCGAGCUUCUGUUAUCUUCCAGGAUUUGUGCUUACAGCUUCGUCUAUUGCACAGAUUGGGUAAUGGAACACUAAACAUUGAUACUUGAAAAUGACAGCCUUAAAUGUUCACACCAGUCACAAAUCUCAAUGUACUGUCUUGCAUGUGAGCUUCGUAGGAGUUUUUGAAGUAUAAGCACCACACUCCCCACUUGGUAGUGGACAGUCUACUGGACAAGAGCUUUCUCUUGGAAGUGGAUGUUGGAUGUCUUUUUCUCCAAGCAGUGGUGGUUCACAUUAAGCAUUAUGGCCUUAUGUAUGCUCAAAUGGGAUUUCUGUAACUUCCCCAUUCAGUUUUGGUCUGUUUUUAGAGAGAAUUGGAAGAACCUGUAUAAUGAGUUAACAUGCUAGCUAAGUUGUUACUCCAAUCUGAAGGAAUCCUGACAGUAAAGUAUUCUUCAUUUCCAAGUCGCCUUUGGAGAUUUGAUGGGUUUGGGUUUUGGCUUUUCUCUUUUUCCUUCAAAUCUACGUUUGUGAAACCUUGGACACUUGGUGUAUUAGGCAGUGGAGUUAAAGUCAAGAACGUUCCUGCUCCAAGAGAAGUGGAUCAAGAAUCUGGAAAAUGCACUGGUGUCGCCUUGGUUUCCUCAUGUUCUGACCAUGGAACCAUCUCCAGUGUCCUCCCAUUCAUGAGCUCUUUCCACUCUCCUGACUCACAGCAGACAUGUUGGCCAUCUCCCUCAUCACUCUCCUGACUCACAGCAGGCAUGUUGGCCAUCUCACUCUCCAUUCUCUCCUGACUCACAGCAGGCAUGAUGGCCAUCUCACUCUUCACUCUCCUGACUCACAGCAGACAUGUUGGCCAUCUCCCUCAUCACUCUCCUGACUCACAGCAGGCAUGUUGGCCAUCUCACUCUUCACUCUCCUGACUCACAGCAGACAUGUUGGCCAUCUCACUCUCCAUUCUCUCCUGACUCACAGCAGACAUGUUGGCCAUCUCACUCUUCACUCUCCUGACUCACAGCAGACAUGUUGACCAUCUCCCUCUCCUGACUCACAGCAGACAUGAUGGCCAUCUCACUCUUCACUCUCCUGACUCACAGCAGACAUGUUGGCCAUCUCACUCUCCACUCUCCUGACUCACAGCAGACAUUUUGGCCAUCUCCCUCUCCUGACUCACAGCAGGCAUGUUGGCCAUCUCCCUCAUCACUCUCCUGACUCACAGCAGACAUGUGGGCCAUCUCCCUCAUCACUCUCCCGACUCACAGCAGACAUAGUUGGCCAUUACAUUUGCAGCUUUACCCUCUCCAGAUGGUAAGAAUCAUGUAUAUAGAAUUCUUGAACUCUAAGCCAACGAUUGUAUCAUCUGAACCUGAGGUGCCUUAGGUACUCUAUUUACCUUGAUGGGGUUUGGAGUUUCCCAUUGCUUGUUAAGAGCUCUUUGUGUUGAUUAGUUAGUAUUUCUUUUUGCAAAAUCUUCUCUGCCACUUUAACCAAAAAACCAAAGAUUUGUUUUCUAUUCAUGAGCAGAUUAUAGAGAAACUGCCUUAUUUUCAGAAGCGUAUCUUCAUUAAAGGCUUAGGUUGCAACAGAAAUUCAGACUAAUCUCUGGAAAAACUCUUUCAAACUAGUGAAAUACCGGGGAAAGAAAAUACUUUUCAAAACUAUUUUAUUAACAUGAAUUGUGCUAGUGAAUACACUGCUUCAAAUAAGGUCAUGUACGAAAGACUAAGAAGAAAUUAGAACUGAUCGGUGUUUGCACAGAAAAUGUGUUCUAAAGUCCUUGAACGUUUUUAGGGGAAUCUGGAAAUCUAGUAGAACUUCGCUAAUGUGUGCCCUUACUCUAUCCUCACAGGUACAUUGUAGCUUACUUGCGAUGAAUUAUCAUAUUUCCAAUAAGUACAGCUUGAGUUUGUGCUAUUUGUUAUGAAUUAUCUUAGUUACUUUAGACACUGCUUCCAUUUGAGUUUUAAUUAUUGGUUUUAAAUACCAAAUUAAAUACUGGUUUGUUGGUUGUUGCUUUUUCAAUGAUUGUUACUUCAACAGCGUCCCUUUCCUAACGUAUGGGGUCAUAAAUAAAAUAAAAUGCACAGUUACUAUUUA